This is a messenger RNA of Vanderwaltozyma polyspora DSM 70294, 1155 nucleotides long. Its product is annotated as ENTH domain-containing protein. The transcript has a single exon. The coding region runs from base 1 to 1155 and encodes 384 amino acids. Gene Ontology annotation, cellular component: plasma membrane; clathrin vesicle coat; endosome. Gene Ontology annotation, biological process: endocytosis; Golgi to endosome transport. NCBI's taxonomy places the organism in Eukaryota, Fungi, Ascomycota, Saccharomycetes, Saccharomycetales, Saccharomycetaceae. Gene Ontology annotation, molecular function: clathrin binding; phospholipid binding. The record is from RefSeq and is a predicted model, not a curated record.
AUGGACUCACUAUCAAAAAAGAUUCAGAAUUUAGGUAUUCACGAUUUUCGUAAUGCCGGAAGAUUUAUGCAGAACAUGAUUGUUCAAUAUGAACCUUACCAAAUUGAUAUUAGAAGAGCUACUAAUACAGAUGCCUGGGGUCCAACUACAAAACAUUUGCAGAAAGUCAUUAGAAAUAAAUACAGCGUCCCUUUGUAUCUGAUGACUGAGUACGUUUUGAAGAGAAUUGUUGAUCAUCUGGCCAAGAGACCAAAAAACUUAUAUGAAAAGGCAAGAAAAGAAUAUGUAAAUUACGGUAGUGAAUGGAGAAUUAUCUUGAAAUGUUUGAUUGUCAUCGAGUACUUGCUUUUAAACGUUUCUGAACCAGAAGAACUGAAUCAAGUUAAAAGUUGUUUAGAAAAUCAUAAACAGAUUUUUAAUUCGAAUAUUUUAAAUUACAAAAUCGAAUUCUGCAACGAUGGUAAAAUGGAAGUGCAUGAAAGAGGUAUACAGAAGAAAUGUGAAGUUAUCAUCAAUUUAGUAGAUGAUCCUGAAUUUUUAAGGGAAGAAAGGUCGAAAAACAAGAAAAACAUGAUGAAAAUUCAAAGAUCAGGAUCAGAAUCAUAUCAAGGCUCUAUCUCUUCAUCUGCUUCUUCUUCAUCCGCUGCAAAUUACGAAUACAAUGCCAACGCAAUGGACUCGAUAGAGUUUGAUUUAGAAGAACAUACUUCCUCGUCUCCUUCAGUCGAGCCACAGCAAAGAAACCGCAGAUUGUCAAAUAUCGAAGAACAAAGAAAACAGAGAAGAGAAAUACUAAGAGAAAGAAUCAAACAAACAGAACAUCAACGUAAAUUAUCCCAAAACUCAAACCACGAUAGUGACGACCUAUUUAAAAACGAUACAAACAAGAUGGAUAAAUCUCAAGUUCAAGCAAACGAAAAUGUCCCUGAUCUAAUAGAUAUGGAUUUCGAUACUACCCCAUCCACAACACCUGCGGCCACUACAACCACUGCAACUACCACUACAACAACAACUGCUGCUGCCACCCAAGAGGAUGAUGCUGACGAGUUUGGUGACUUCCAGAGUGAUGCCAACCCAACUAAUAAACUCACAACCACUUCGUCAAAUACAGAUGCAUUUGCAGACUUGUUUGCAAACUCAAAGUCUCUCAUAUAA